AUGAGACCGCUACUGUUGCGGCCGAAAUUGAAGAAUAUCGGGCUGUUUUUCCAGCAGCAACUGAUUCUCAUAGAGCAAACGGGGGAUGAGGCCGCAUUGAAGCAGGCUCUAGUGCUGAAAAAAUUGAUGUUAGACAUGUACCUCGGUCUCAUCAACAUGAACGAUGAUAUCUCAUACGCUGAUUGGGCGGGACAUAUGAUGGUGGCGAUUACCAGAUGUGCAGGGAUGGUGAUGCGCAUGAAUCUCAUGAAGCACACGUUUGAACUGAUCUUCUCCCUGUACAGUUACUUGACGCCGCUGAGCCCGCAGAAGAAGCUGCAAAAGUACCGGAUCAAGUACAAUGAUGGGAAGAUUACCUACAAAGACCUGUACGACAUUUCGGUGGAAUUCAGCAACUCGUGGGGCACAUUGAACGAGCUGUUCAAUAUGAGGAAGGAAACGAUGACGGUGGAAGAGGUCAUGGAGUCUGUUAUGAGAAUGGAUAUACAGAAAAUCAAUCCCAACAUGUCUCCUGUGUUGAAACGUCAUGGGUCCGAGAAUGCUCUUCUUCGAGAGACCCAAAUGUUCAUAGUGGAGCAUUUGUGGAGAGGAGCACGUAUCUCGUACUACCGGCUCAAGAGUGGAGGAUUUGAGACGUACGAUUUCGACGUGCUGUUCCAGAACAGUGAGCCGCCUUUACCGGACUCUGUCUUCAACCAUCUUCUUCUAAAGUACGAAAAUGUGUGUGGAUGGUUACCUGUGGGGGAUAUUGGAUUGUUUUCCGACGAGCAGAUUGGGUCAAGUGAGGAGCGCCUCUUGGCCAACUUGAACACUCUGUAUCAUCACAUUGGAGCUUCCGCAACUUAUCCUGUUAGAUGGAGUGUCGACGAGACAGAGGACGGCAUACAGGUGACAAACACAGCCAAAUACAAGGGCACGAGACAAGUAACACCCAAGAUAAUCAGCCCUGGAAAGAUGGUAAUUGAUGGCUCUGUAUUGACAUACAAGUGUCCGAUACCGAGUCCAAACGAGCGGGAAUUCCCCACCGUUGCCAUGGACUAUGUUGGAGAGAUUAUGGAGAAACACCGGGUCCAUGACAUCAGCGAUUUGGUUGAAUUUUACGUGCCUCAGGCAGAAAAGCCUCUGUAUAACAGCAGCGAGUUUGAGCAUUGGCUGGAACGAGCUUCCAAUUAUUACUCAUACGGAAACAGCGACUACACAACUCUUUUGGACAAGGGUUUCUUCAUGUUGAAACAUGUGAAGGAUGGAGUGUUCAUUAGACCUGCUGAGGAGCCUGACGACUUGAUGAGCCAUAUCAAGGGUCUCCAGAACCUCAAGGAGUUCCACUUCUUCAAGGGAUUGUUUGACAAACCGUCUGGUGACACUAGUGGAGGGUUGUUCACCCAGGCUUGCAUCGACUACUGUAACAAGUUUGACCCCAUUUACCCCCGGAAUGGAGAUGAUUGGGUAACAUGGAAUGUAAGCUGGGAGAAGAAUACGCCAUGUAUCAUCAACGACAAGCGGCUGUUUGUGAGCGAGCCGACCUCAGAAGACAAGUCUAUUGUAUAUCAGGGCAGACAUUAUCGUGUGACUGGUGUGGGAACUGUCUGUUAUGCGUACACGCAUAAAGGUGAGCCCCUGGUGGUUACUGCCCAGUACUGUGAGAAGAUUGACGCCAACCAGCUGCCGAAGGAGUGCUUCAUGAACAUCCAGGAGGGAUUUCAUCGAAACCAAGAUACCUUGGUCAUCAAGUUGCCUGUUCUUUCCUUGUCUCCCAAACUGAGCUGGAGAGGUCAUGAGAUUGUUAACUUUGACGUCUCCUAUUGGCACAAGCAGCUGGGCCACUUGAAUUUGAAGGGACUCAAAAAAUACAUACCUGUGAUCAAGGGCAUGCCUCCGUUGUUGUGGCCGUUUAGAAUCAGAUGUGAGGAGUGUUAUGGGAGAGAUGAACCCAAGAUGGACAGCUGUGGGGGGUGUCACAGUCACAAAGAAGAGGGAGAGGGAGAGGGGGGGCAGGAGGGACGAUGUGCUUAUGGGGACACGUAA
Molecule: messenger RNA, 2025 nt
Organism: Yarrowia lipolytica CLIB122
Lineage: Eukaryota; Fungi; Ascomycota; Dipodascomycetes; Dipodascales
Source: RefSeq, a predicted model, not a curated record